CUCUCCUUCCCCAUUUCCAAAUUCUCACCAAAGACCACCGCCUAAGAUGGAGCAGCAGCCACGAUCAACCAAAGUGGUUAAGGUUGCAACCGCAGCCACUGCAGGUGGGUCUUUCAUGGUCCUAUCUGGCUUGACACUGGCCGGGACAGUUGUGGCUUUGGCAUUAGCAACACCUCUGAUGGUUCUAUUCAGUCCGGUUCUAGUUCCAGCGACCAUAACUCUUUUCUUGAUAAUGGUUGGGUUUAUGAGUGCUGGUGGAUUUGGGGUGGCGGCACUGGGAGUGCUUGCAUGGAUGGUUAGAUAUCUGACUGGGAAGAAUUUGAUUGGAGCUGGACCAUUUGAUCAGGCUCGAACCAGGCUGGCUAGUAAGGUUCGUGAGAUGAAGGAAAAGGCAGAGCAGUAUACCACUGGAUCAUAGAUUUGUCAUUCAAUUAAUGCAUGCACAAGACAAGAAGGAUCGAUCUAAGUAAGAAUUAAGAAUUAAGAAUCAUGUGUCUAAGUAAGAAUUAAGAAUCAUGUGUUAACAUGAUCAUGAAUUAUUAAUUAAUUCAUCCUAGUAUGUUUAUUUGUGUUUGUGGUUUGUUGUGUUUGAUUUCUGAAUGGUUU
Messenger RNA from Impatiens glandulifera, 606 nucleotides. RefSeq names its product oleosin L-like. The record is from RefSeq and is a predicted model, not a curated record. The coding region runs from base 47 to 418 and encodes 123 amino acids. Gene Ontology annotation, biological process: lipid storage. Gene Ontology annotation, cellular component: monolayer-surrounded lipid storage body; membrane. The transcript has 2 exons. Lineage: Eukaryota; Viridiplantae; Streptophyta; Magnoliopsida; Ericales; Balsaminaceae.